Molecule: messenger RNA, 1073 nt
Organism: Ilex paraguariensis (yerba mate)
Lineage: Eukaryota; Viridiplantae; Streptophyta; Magnoliopsida; Aquifoliales; Aquifoliaceae
Source: the annotation of a GenBank genome assembly
AUGAAGGGGAGCGCUAUGAAGAAUGGCUGCCCAUGGAAAGUCGAGAAACAAGAGCCUUACCAUGUCAUUCACAAGCUUCCUCCUGGUGAUAGUCCGUAUGUUAGAGCCAAACAUGUUCAGUUAGUUCAGAAAGACCCAGAAGCAGCGAUAGUUUUGUUUUGGAAGGCGAUAAAUGCUGGUGAUAGAGUAGACAGUGCACUCAAAGACAUGGCAAUAGUAUUGAAACAACUAGAUAGGACUGAAGAAGCAAUUGAAGCUGUUAAGUCCUUCAGAGACCGCUGUUCCAAACAAGCACAGGAAUCACUAGACAAUGUCCUCAUUGACUUAUACAAGAAAUGUGGGAGAUUAGAGGAGCAGAUUGAACUGCUGAAGCAGAAGCUUCGGAUGAUUAACCAAGGAGAAGCAUUCAACGGAAAGGCUACAAAGACAGCUCGCUCCCAUGGAAAGAAGUUCCAAGUCACCAUCAAGCAAGAGACCUCCAGGAUACUGGGAAAUUUGGGUUGGGCCUACAUGCAGCAGACAAACUUUGCAGCUGCUGAGGUUGUAUAUCAUAAAGCUCAGCAGAUAGACCCUGAUGCUAAUAAGGCCUGCAACCUGUGCCUGUGCUUGAUCAAGCAAACUCAAUAUGCUGAGGCAAGGUCAGUUCUUGAAGACAUAUUCCAAGGUAAGCUUUCAGGAUCUGAUGACCCAAAAACGAGGAAUCGUGCAGAUGAACUAUUGAAGGAACUAGAGCAAUGCCAGUCUACAGCAUUAUCUACAACCCCUUUGGAAUUGAGUUUAGAAGACGCUUUUGUUGAAGGGCUUGACCAGUUGAUGAACCAUUUGGCCCCAUUUAGAUCAAGAAGACUACCCAUAUUUGAAGAAAUAUCAACAUACAGAGAUCAAUUAGCUUGUUGAUCUCUUUUGUUUUUGUUCUUUUUUCAUCCAAGUGUGUGAGCCAGUACAUACAUGUUCAUAAAACAAGAGCGUAAGAGAGUUUCUGUUGUGUAAAAUAUGCAUUCAGAGAGGAGUUGCAGGGUAAUAUAGCCUUUCUAAUGGACUAAUUUUCAGUUGUGUAUAAUAUGCAUUCAGAG